AUGCCAAUCCCAACCAAGAAGAGUAGACCAAAUUGUUACGCCGAUUCACCCUUUGUGGAUGAGAUCGCCCUAGCUAACAUGCCCCAGAAAUUCACUAUCCCCAACAUGAAAACAUAUGACGGUACCACCGACCCGGAUGACCACAUAGCCUUGUACAAGCAGCAGAUGUUCACUGCUCCAUACCCCGACCGAUUAGAGAGGCCUGCAUGUGCAAAAGUUUCGGUUCUAGUUUGUCCGGCCCGGUGCUCCAAUGAGAAGAUCUCUAUUCCCUCAUGUAACCCCGAGAUUGCUGUGGACGCUUUCAGAAAAGGCCUCCUCCCGGAUGGAGAACUAUACAAAGAACUUACAAAGCUGGGUUGCCCCACAAUGGAAGACGCUCUGGCCCGAUCUGUUAUCCAGCUAAGAUGGGAGGAAGAUGAGAUGAACCGAGCUGCCCAUUCCAGAUAUGAACCAAGGCGGAGCGACAGGAAGCCAGAGCCUAGAUCGAUAGAACACCGCUACCAACCUCCAGCACGUAAUAUAGGCAGAACCAGAAAACCUUAUGAUCGCCAACCUGCGAGAAACGAUAACAGGCAUUUCGGAUCGAGCCAGCACAAAAUACCAGAGUACAACCUCAACGUCGAACUAAUCCAGGUCGUAGCGAUAAUGAAAGGAAUGGGGUCCACCGUCAAGUGGCUUGGUAAGCUCAAUCCCAAGGCAAGGAGAGACACAACCAAGUGGUGCGAGUUCCACAACGAUCACGGCCACAACACCGCAGACUGUAUCGCCUUGAGGCUCGAGGUUGCCGCACUUCUGAAGAGGGGACAUCUCGGUGAUCUACUCACUGACAAGGGGAAGAACACCAUUAGCCAGAAGGGCUCCAAAGAACUGUCGCCCCCUUCGCGAGAACCCACACCGAAGGGUUUCUGCUCGCUCAUCUCCGGAGGAUCAGAAAUCAGUGGGGUAAGUUACUCAUCGGCCAAGCGGUACGCGAGAGCCAACAACCACCAUGAAGUCCAGUCCAUCCAUCCGGUCUCAAGGUCCUACUCUUAUCAAGUAAUUCAGUUCGAAGAUGACGAACCGGUCACCCUGGCCGCUCCUCACCACGAUGCUUUAGUCCUCUCCCUGCAAAUAGCCAACAUCCUAGUGAAAACGGUGUUCGUAGAUGGAGGUUCGUCAACAAAUAUCCUAUUCCUCGAAGCAGUAAAGGCAAUGGGGCUAGAAGAGGCAAAUAUCAACAGACGACCGACACUGCUGGUUGGAUUCAGCUCGGAGCAGAAAUACACUAUCGGGGAGAUCAUCCUUCUAUCUAUGCCGGCGGAGUAA
Pistacia vera is the source of this 1305-nucleotide messenger RNA. RefSeq lists its product as uncharacterized. NCBI's taxonomy places the organism in Eukaryota, Viridiplantae, Streptophyta, Magnoliopsida, Sapindales, Anacardiaceae. The transcript has 2 exons. The record is from RefSeq and is a predicted model, not a curated record. Bases 1 to 1305 code for a protein of 434 amino acids.